GGGUUAGGUGUCUCUUGAUGCCGGCUGCUGACACAAGCCCACCCCUCUCACGCCCCCCUUCCUGGGCUCGCCGUCUGCGCCGGACCGGUUGGGAGGGGGGACCGCGUCGUGUGCUACGUGCAAAAAUUGUGCAAAAAAAAAUAAAAAAGGCGAUCGGAGGCGGUGGAUGGACCCGAUAGAGCCGUGCAAAGGCGAAAGGAGGCGCUACGGCUCGGCGCCUUUCGAAGAAGAGGCGUUUCUGCAUCUAUACACCAAUGAAGCGGGCCGAGCUAUUUAAUUCAUCCAUGCAUAGGAGAGCAGCCGCAUACCGUGCGUACUUGCGUUUAGGUCACAUCUCUGCAGUCUAGUUGGAUGGACUGUAUAUUUUAGGCUUAAAAUAAUACAUGUAAUCAUACUGAACUGAUACGUGUGACGAUCGGGGGAUUAUAACUGGAGCCUGGAUACCGCGAAUAUCUAUGAGCUCCGACUCUCUUCACUACAGCUUCAGGAUGCCGAAUAUAGGAUUCCAGAACCUUCCUCUGAAUAUCUACAUCGUGGUGUUCGGGACGGCCAUCUUCGUCUUCAUUCUCAGUCUGCUCUUCUGCUGCUACCUGAUAAAGUUGAGGCACCAGGCACACAAGGAGCUAUACGCAUACAAACAGGUCAUACAAAAGGAAAAGGUGAAAGAACUAAAUCUGCAUGAGAUAUGUGCUGUGUGUCUGGAGGAGUUCAAGCAAAAGGACGAGCUGGGCAUCUGUCCGUGCAAGCACGCCUUCCACAGGAAGUGCCUCAUCAAGUGGCUGGAGGUUCGGAAGGUUUGCCCCCUCUGCAACACGCCCGUCCUGCAGCUGGCCCAGCAACAGGGCCCCCCCGAGCCCCAGGGACCCCCACAGCAGCCUUUACCUGGCGUGGAGAACCUUGUGUAGCGCCCCCUACAGUACAGGUACACUCCUCUGUAGCAGAGGACAGGAAAUCCCUCACUAUGCAGCCGGCCACGACCUGUGAAUCCCUCGCUAGCCCCUCCCUCCCGCUAGCCCCUCCUCCCCGCCUUGGCAGACUCCUCACGAAUCACCUUUUCGUUUUCAUUUUCCCGUUCCACGCGAUGAAUGAUUUCACAGUUUCUUCAAGCAAAAGCCUGGACUGUUUCACAACCAAAGCACUUUGUUUUGUUUUUUUUGUUUUUUUUCUGGAGACACCAGCACAAGGAAGGACGAUGAACAAAACAGUCAAAUGAACGUCAACAGGAAUGGCUGUUUUGUUUUGUUUGUCUGUUUUUUUGAAAGCAAGCACUUUAAGACACUAAUCGCUUGUGAAGACUGUAAUGAAAUCACAUUCUAUUUUACUAUAGUAAUUAAUUUUUUUUUAAUCGUAGCUAGACGAGUACAGACGCACGUCCUUUUCGUUUUCUCUCUAAAAGGGACAAAGGCUUUUUCAAGGAUGGCACCGAACAAGGACGUUGAUGCUCAUGGCGGCCUGCGAAUGUCUCCUUUCCUUCAUGGUCAAACCUCUGUCCCAUUAACUCCCCUGGGCAAUGUGAAGCCCCUCCCCUUGGCAUCAGGUCCCAGUGGGUAUCAUCAGCUCUGCCUCUGACGUACGACCCCCGAGCUAAAUGCCACCCAACUCUCCCUUCCCACCCCCCCGGCCACUUAAUUCGCGUUUAUGCAAACGGGUUUUUCAGCACCUGAGGCGUUCAGCCGGUUCCUCUCCGAUAUUAAGACUCAAGCCAUCUUCUCGGUGGGAAUCCUGCAGCUAGCUGACAUUACAGCCCUUGUGCAGAAAGGACAUCCAUUCUCUUUUGCUCUUAUUAUUCUGGCACCCUUUAUAGCAGAGUUAUUCAAAUCGCGGUCCUCAAGGUCCGAGCACUGCUGGUUUUCCAGCCUUCCUUUACCUGUCAGUCAGUUGUGAAGCCUCUGACCAAUCAGAAUCAGUAAUUAUUAAACUAAUUAACUGGGAGAGCUGAAAACAAGGCCUGGAUUUGGAAUUGAGGUCCAGAUUUGAAGAACCCUGCUUUAUAGGAAUUCAAAUCCAGAUCUUAACGCACACUCAAGUCCCUGUAAAAGGGAAACCGUCAAAUUUCUACUUAAGCACUUUGAGAUCUUAAACAUAAAUGGCUUUGCCAGGUGAAGGCAUGGAGUCAAGGUUGCACUUCAGUUUUUUUUCCUUUUUUUGAAACAGUAUUUAAUGUAACAGGCAGGGUAAUGAUGAGCAUUUCCGUCGGUUUUUCCACAACUUGUCAGAGCCCCUCUGAUUCCACAAGGCUUUUGCCCUGCUGGUCGUGCUGCAGUUUGUGAGACGCGAUAGUUGUGGGGCAGUCAGCAACGUCCUGCGCAAGCCAGCUAUGAAGCGGGGAAACCAGAUGUCCCAUUGGCUGCAGGUGGGGCUCGGCCCAGCCAAUCGCGAGCCGCGAUUCAUUACAUAACCUUAAAAAAAAAAA
Molecule: messenger RNA, 2413 nt
Organism: Paramormyrops kingsleyae
Lineage: Eukaryota; Metazoa; Chordata; Actinopteri; Osteoglossiformes; Mormyridae
Source: RefSeq, a predicted model, not a curated record